Messenger RNA from Etheostoma cragini (Arkansas darter), 11150 nucleotides. RefSeq lists its product as uncharacterized. Gene Ontology annotation, molecular function: protein binding; zinc ion binding. Lineage: Eukaryota; Metazoa; Chordata; Actinopteri; Perciformes; Percidae. The record is from RefSeq and is a predicted model, not a curated record. The coding region runs from base 97 to 10677 and encodes 3526 amino acids. The transcript has 47 exons.
ACGAGAAGACGAUAGAAAGGAAAAAUGGCUGCCACUGUGUUAGCUACACCUGUCCCCCUUAUGGCUUCUACUUUGGGAUGUUGAAGCACAGCUAUCAUGGAAAAGGAGAGAAGGAAAAUGAGUCCCGAGCAAGAUGCCUUGGAACACAUAGUUGCUUGCAGAGACAAACCCUUCCUGGAGGAAAGGUUUAUAGAUUUCUUUAAAGGGAGAGGAGUGUUUACCCACAAGGCCAUCAAACCGUCCACAUUUGUUGUUGAAUAUCGAGGGAAUAUCUUUUCUCACGAAGACACAUCGCCUAAGAAGAAAUGUGAUACUCUUAACAAGUUUUUGUUUAGGUUUUCAUGGAAGGGAGCACAGUGGUGCGUUGAUGCCUCCAAAGAAGACGGGACCCUUGGGAGACUUGUAAAUGAUGAUCACGUUAGUCCCAACUGUGAAAUGAAGACAGUUGUCUGUGAGGGAAAGCCACACUUGUGCCUGUUUGCAGUGACAGAAAUAUCUCCAGGCGAGGAGAUAACCUACAACUACGGGGACUCCUGUUACCCAUGGCGAUCAAAUAUGGAGGACUCAUCAGCUUCCAAUUUUGAAAAUCCCUGCUCUGGUGAUGAUGGUGACAAACUACACGGCAGUGGACCUAGUCAUGGCAUGGAUAGUUUUGGCGACAUCAACUGUCAGCUGGAUUUUAGGGACAGUUCACCUUUUGCAAACUUAGACUCUUCUCAAGAGAUGACAGGGACCAUUAUGCUGCAACCAGACAAUGCUUUGUACAACCAGCAGGAGGAUGAGGCUGCUUCCAGCUCUAAAGAACAUAAAGGCCCUUAUGGACGUAAGGAAAUGUGGAGACAUGAGGCCAAAUGUCCGUCUAGCACGUCAAACCCUGCAACAGGUGGUAAAACAAGAGUCUUAGGUGAGAUUGCUCUUGCAGAGUUACCACUCUCCAAAACAAUUCCAUCUGCUGUGAGAAAGAUGCUCUUAAAUAUGAAACAAGAUGAGAUUGCAUCAGCAGUUCAAAAUGAUUUCCUUCUAAUACAGCUGGCACAGAAUCUGUCUGAGAAGCAUGGAAAUAAUCCAAGUGAGCACAUCAGACAGAAGCUACGAGAAAUGGGAAGACUUUUGUUAGCGCUGCAUGAAAAGUCAAUAUUUAGCUUCGAAGAUGCUAUCAAACCCGAAAACUUCUCCAAAGUUGUUGAAGCUGUGAAAGACCUCGCUGGUUUCGAUGAAAAGACUCAGAUCUAUAACAAACCAAGUCUUGCUUUUAAAUUAGGACAUUCACUGAAGAAAAUAGGCACCAUUGUCCUCACUGGAGCGGAUUGCAAUGAGCAGAUGAGAGACACAAAAACAUUCAUGAAACUGUGUGCAAAAGAAUGGUCUCAACUUGUCUCCCAAACAGCACUCGCUUCGUUGAGUGGACGACGAGUGAACAACCCGUCUACAGUACUAUUCACACAGGAUGUGCAGUUGUUCUUCAGUUACCUAGAAACAACCACAGCUUCUGCCAUUGAAAGCAUGGAGAAGUAUGAGAGCCAGCAGGUCUACAAUGCACUUUGCAAAGUGACACUUGCACAAGCAUCAGUCUUCAGCCAAUGUGCACCUGAGGUUUCAAAAAUGACACUGAAGACAUUCCAGGAACGAGGCGACUCUACUCAAGUGUUGUCCAAGCACUUCAUUAGAAUAAAUAUUCCAAGCAGGACUGGCCAAAAUGUUGCUCUCUUGUUGACCUCUGCACUGGUCAGUGCAAUAAUGUUGCUUGUGAACAAAAGAGAAGCAUGUGGUGUUCACAAAGACAAUCCUUUCUUGUUUGCAAAACCUGACUCUUCUCCCACAAGCGUCCACCAAGGAAUGGUGUGCAUCAGGGCUUUUUCCAUUCUGUGUGGUGCAAAGAACCCAGAGCAUCUCAGGGCAAUGCAUCUUCACAAGCACAUUGCUAGAGUCUUCCAGGUUCUUUACCUGGAGAAUGACGAGUUGGAUAAACUCGGUAAAUUGUUGGGCCUUGACAUCCGGGCUGACAGGGACUAUUAUCGCCUGCCAGAAGCAGCUGUGGAACUGGCAAAAAUUGCAAAACUUAUACUGGCAAUGGAAAAAGGUUCUCUUGAAAGAUUUGAAGGAAACUCUCUGGACCAAAUUGAGAUUGAAGAAGAAUUAGAGCCAGAUGAGGAACACGGCAACCCUAAAAACUCUGAUGCUGAGGAGGACAUUGAAGAAUCAGAUAAUCCCCUUCAUCAGAACGAUGCUGCGGAGCACCAAGACAGGCAACUGACUCCUGAGCAAGAUGCCCUGGAGCACAUAAAAGGUUGUAGAGACAAACUCUUCCUGGAGGAACGGUUUAUAGACCCCUUUAAAGGUAGAGGUGUGUUUACCCAUCAAACCAUUGAACCAUCCACCUUUGUUGUUGAGUUUCGGGGGAACAUCGUCUCUCACAGGCAAACCAGGAAGAAGUGUGGCGAUACUCUGAACAAUUAUGUCUUUGACUUCUCGUGGAAUGGAACAAACUGGCACAUUGAUGCUGCGAACGAGGACGGGACCCUUGGGAGACUUGUAAAUGAUGAUCACGUUAGUCCCAACUGUGAAAUGAAGAAAGUUGUCUAUGAGGGAAAGCCACACUUGUGUCUGUUUGCAGUGACAGAAAUAUCUCCAGGCCAGGAGAUAACUUACAACUACGGGGACUCUUGUUACCCAUGGCGAUCAACAGAAUCCUGUAAAGAACUGAAUACAUCACAAACAGAUGUAAAUGCUGCAUCUUCACCAGAGGAUGAGUGUGCUGAAGACUCUGCAGAAGCCUCCAGUUCUGCAUCAUCCUGCUGGGAUGAAGACUAUGUACCUUCUCCCAGGAACAACCGUCAGAGUUUCACAGAGUCCGAUUCUCCCGAUGAUAUUUCCUCUGAUGAAGAGCUCAAAGAGCCCUCCUUCACCAACAUAAAUGAAGAAGAUCUCAAAGACCACUCCUUCACUAAGAGAAAUUAUUGUUAUGUUUGCGGGGUAGCUCAGUCUAAAAUUUCUCGUCACCUUUUCACUCAUAGAAAUGAAGAACCUGAUAUAGCUGCAGUGUUAAGACUACGCAAAAACUCCAAAGAACGAAAAGCGCUACUGGAGAAGUUAAGAGACAAAGGAAAUACCAAACAUAAUGAGGAGGUUUUGAAGACCCGCUGUGGACAACUUAAAUUAAAGAGAAACCCAAGCACGCCCAACACCGCUAAAUCAUUUGCAAGUUGUGUAUAUUGUAAAAGCAUGUACAUUCGUAAGGACGUGUGGCGACAUAUGCUAAAGUGUUCUGCAAGGAAGUCCGCAGAACCUCAGUCACAUGUGAAGACUAAAGUCUUAACUUUGAUUGCUGAAGCAGAGUCAACAGACACCCCAAAAAUCUCAUCAGAUGUGAGGAAGAUGUUCAACACGAUGAAGAAUGAUGAGAUUUCAUCUGAAAUCUUAAACGAUUCUUUUUUACUUCAGCUCGCACGCUGUUUGUACUGCAUGAAUAGAAGAAAAAAGAAAAAUGUGGAAGACCUCAAAAAGAGUCUGAGGCAAAUAGGACGACUCCUGUUAAUAUUGAAGAAAAAGGCGAUAUGUAGCUUUGAAGAUGCUAUCAAACCCCAAAACUUCAGAAAGGUUGUUGAAGGUGUGAGAGAGCUCUCUGGCUUCAAGGAAGAAACAAAGUUCUGUGACAGACCAAAUGUGCUGAAGAAAAUGGGAAAUUUGCUUAUGAAAAUUGGUGAAAUUAACUUCGCCAGAGCUUUGAAAGACAAUGCAGAUAAAAAGACGAUACGUCAAGCGGAGAAAUUUAUAAAGUUGUGUGCGAAAGAAUGGAGAAAUGUCCCUCCAUCAAAGACACAGUUAAACACCACGCCAACCAUACCGUUCAUUCAUGAUGUGCAGCUUUUCUAUCAGUGCAUGGAGAAGACAGCAGCUUCUGCAGUGCAAAGUCUCACAAUGUACGCAAGCUCCCCGGUCUAUACUGCACUUCUCAGAGUGACACUUGCACAAGUGUCAGUCUUAAAUACAAAUAUGGCCCAAGUUUCAAAAGCAACCCUUAAGUCAUUUAAGGAACAGGACGAGACUGAACUUCAUGAAGACGCUGCUGUUAGCCAGUCACAGGUUGAGCAAAUUCUGUCCAAGCACAACGUCAAGAUCAACAUAAAGACCGAAAAUGGCCACAAAGUUGCUGUUACGUUGACUAGUAAAAUGCUCGCUGCAGUCACACUGCUUGUGAACAAGAGAGACGCAUGUGGUGUACAUGAAAACAAUCCCUUCCUUUUUGCAAGACCUAAUGCCCCGUGUUCAAGCUUCCACCGCGGAUACCAGUGCACCAGCAUUUUUGCAGCUCGUUGUGGUGCAAAGAACACAGCGAACCUCCGCUCUUUAAUUUUUCAUAAGCACCUUGUAAGAUUUUUCCAGAUUCUCAGCCUCACAAAUGAUGAGCUUGAUCAGCUAGCCAAACUGUUGGGCCGUGACAUUCAGACCGACAGAGAGUACUAUCAAACGCCAGAGGCAGCUGUCGACAUCGCAAAAAUGUCUGAGCUACUAUCAGCAAUGGAGAAUGGAUCUCUUAAAAACUUUGAAGGGAAAUCUUUUGAGGAAAUUGAAAUUCCAGAUGAAUUGGAGCCAGAUGUGCUGGACAACUCCGAAAACAGUGAUGAUGAUGAGGAGGACAAUGAAAAAUCUGACAGUUCUCUUCUGCUGAGCGGUCUCCCCAUCAUAAAAGGCUCCCUUUGGCGAACCAAAAAACCCAGCAGAGCUUCAAUGUUGAGGAGACGUAGCCGAGGCCGGAACAAGAAGCAGGAGAGUGAACCUGAAGGAUCUGAGCUGGUUGAUGAGAAAGACAAAGAGGUGAACACAGAGAGGGAUGACUGGUCAGAGGAAAUGCCUGUGAGCUGUGCUGUCAACUCACCAGAGAAAACAGUGUAUUGUAGCAAUGAGGACGCUACACAUAUUUCCUUCAGUGAUGGCGAUGAUGACAUGAACGUGGACUUUGACAUGGACACCGAUGACGACAUUGUCAGAAAUGAAGAAAAUGAUGAAGAUGGUGACAAAACCGGCUCAGCAGCAACGUCUCUGAUCCCAGAUGCGAUGAAGCAGGACAAAGACAGCAGUGAUACCAAGAACGACAGCUCACCUUACAAGGACACCAGUGUUGCAGAAGUUGAAGAGGAGACCAUGAACAUCGAUACAGACAACAAUGAGGAGAGAAGAAAGAAUCCAAAGAAAGGAGGGAAGCUAAAUGACUGGAUUGAUGUGGACAGCAGGAGUUUCUCUGACUUCUUAAAUACAGAAAAGAAGAACAAAUUGUCAGCUGCAUUGAUCGGAAUGAAAGAAGUAAAGAUAUUAAUCCCCAAACUGGACAUCGAAAAGUUUCAGUUUUCAGGCAAGAGGUUAUCAUCUGAGUGUAAGUCUGUCAAGUCGUCUGUGAAAGAUCGGCCCAUCCAUGAAGACAACAACCAGUGUCCAACGUCCUCUACAGCCACAGACGUUCAAAACAAGCCCAACUAUGCAAAGGCGUCAAAGAUGAACUGCUCCCACUGCAAGAAGUGCAUGAUGAAAGGCCAAACAGCAUACCAGAAGAAGGGUUUCACAGAGGUCUUCUGCUCCAAAAACUGCCUUUUCGAAAUAUUCCCUGUGAACAAACCAGUCAGCAAGACGUGUCAUUACUGCCUCAAGGGGAUAUCGCGGCCUCUAGACCUCAUCAUGGCGGUAGUGGACAUUAAAGGAACUAUGAAAGACUUCUGCAGUACAACCUGCCUCCUCUGUUUUAAAUCAAACACUGGGUCCACCCAAACACCACAGCGGCUCUGUAGCAUGUGCCACAAAUCCUGCACUAUUCCACAAACUACAUGUGAGAUGACUCUGAAUGAGGCUGUCCACACAUUCUGCAGCGACUUCUGCUUGGAGGAUUUCCGCAAGGACAACAUGGCCGUCUGUGAAAACUGCAGCUCCAACUGCAGCAACAAACCGCUGAAGCUGGAGCUGAAGGCGGGGACCAAAACCAUCUGCAGUCAAGAAUGUCUGGACGAGUUCAAAGAGAAAAUUGAGACGCUCCACCAAUGUACCAUGUGUCACACUUCUCAGACAAUUACAGAGAUGGUAGCUUACAAAAACGAGGACAACGUGGUGAAGCUCUUCUGCAACAGCAACUGUAUGACGUCAUACAAGCUACAGCCCGCAAUUGUAUACAAGCUUCAAGAAAAGGAAAGCACAGGUCAGUUGAAGAGGAAAAAAGGCAAACAAUCAAAACAACAAUUGAAUCCUACGGAAGUAAAGAUCAGCAAAGACUCCACUCUGAACGAAAAUGAUGCCCCUGCAGCUGCUGAGUUGGACAGCACAUCAAGAUUCAUCAUUGAAGCCUCCUGCGUUGCCUGUUGCAACUGUGGGGAGAAACUGUCCAGAGGAGAGAAGCAUUACCAGCCGAAGAAUUCACUGGAGGUUUUUUGUUCAGCCAAAUGCCUCUCUGAACGACAUCCGCACAGCAAAUUAGCCACCAAAAAUUGCUACAACUGCUUCCAGGAGAUAAUGCGGCCUCACGACAUUAUCCUGGCUCCGGUAGAUGAUUCCGGGACUAUGAAGGAAUUGUGCAGCGAAGCCUGCCUCGCUUCUGUUAACGCCAAGAGAAAAACAUCUUCCCCCAAAACUGCAUCCGCAUCAACUUCAACAGGACUUCGGUCCGAGUGCAAGAUGUGCGCCAAAUAUUGCUACUGCAAAUUCAGGAUGACCCUGGAUGGCUUGAUGCAAAGAAUUUGCAGCAAAUGUUUCAUCAACAACCACAGAAUCAACAACUUACCGGGGCCUAUGUGUGACGUCUGCGGCUCUCACAACCUCGAAAAACGGAUCCUGCUGACGGACGACGAAGGCAGUAAAAUUAUCUGCAGUGAAGAAUGUCUGAUCGAGUUCAAAGAGAAAGUUCAGGCACCUCAGCUGUGCCCCAUGUGCCAGACGUACCAUCGCUUAUCAGACAUGGUUGAAGAAACAAAUGAUAAGGGCACGUUGGACUUCUACUGUAGCAACAGAUGUAUGAUGGUACACAAGGCUCAGUCUUCCACUGUGGCAGAAAGGAUUAGCCUAUCACCUCAAGAGAAUGACAUUAAGGAUGUGAAGCCGUCAAUAUCACCUGACGAGAAUGACAUUAAGGAAGUGAAGCCGUCAAUAUCACCUGAAGAAAAUGACAAUAAGGAAGUGAAGCCGUCCAUACCAAAUCUGGGCUGUAUAAAAGAAGAGCCCAUGGAUGAGGAGUACAACCAGAAUCUCCCAUCAUCCAUCUCCACUGAAAAUAUCAAGGAUGAGCCUAAAGCAGGAGAUGAUGUGGCCAAGGAGCACUUGAAGAUCGGUUCGGUCUUCUCCUUGACGGGAGACUUGUCUACACCCACGUCUACGGCACCCACUCCCACCUGCACGGAUUUGCCUGCGUCUUGCUCUAACUGCAAACAGGUCCUAAAGGACGGGGAGACUGUUUACCAGAGGAAGGGCCACGCUGACAUCUUCUGCUCCUCUCCCUGCCUUUUGAAAUUUUACCAAAUGAAACAAGUUAAGAAGACCUGUCACUUCUGCCUUCAAGGGAUAACACCGCAACAGAACGUCAUCCAGGCCCUGGUGGAAAAUGAGGGGACAAGGAAGGAUUUCUGCAGCCAGUCAUGCCUGUCCUCCUUCAGCUAUAAGACUAUCGUGUCCACCAAAAUACCCCUUGUGCCAGUUGCGUCACAAUCACAAUGCAGCAUGUGCAGCAGGUUUUGCAUUAGCAAACAUGAGAUAAUACAGAAGGACGUUGUCCACAAGAUCUGCAGCAAUCCUUGUUUUCUCCGCUUCUGCAACAUGAACAACUUGUCCAUCUGUGAGAACUGCCGUUCCCCCUGCAAAACACCUGUCACGCUCAAGAUAGAGGACGGCAGCAAAAAACUCUGCGAUGCAGAGUGUCUGGCCCAAUUCAAACAGAAAAUCAAAACUCUGCUUCCGUGUGUCAUGUGCCGCACCGCCCAUUUAAUGACAGAUAUGUUUGAAAACAAAAACAGUGAGGAUGUGGUGGAGCUCUUCUGCACCAGCAGUUGUGUGAUGGCGUCCAAGAUCCAGGCUGUCAGUGCAUCAGGUACUCCACUGGAUUGUGACCACUGUGGGAAGACUACAUUGCCAGCCUGCCACCUCGCCAUGUCAGAUGCCUCCAUCAGAAACUUCUGCACUUUAACCUGUGCCAUGUCUUUUAAGGAGUCCCAGAAAGACAUGGCUGUUAACUCAACGGGAGCUGCUGAUCAAACCCAAUGUGACUUCCUCAAACCACCAGAGAAACUGCCAUGUGCCCAAUGUGGGCGCAUUUUAAAAGCUUCACCUAAAGUCAUCCAGAAAAAGGGAAAAAUUUAUUUUGUGUGUGGCCAGACCUGUUCUCAAGAAUUUAACAGGGUCAACAACAUCACAGGCAAAUGUGAAUAUUGUAACAAUGAAAGGAUCAUCAGACAUGUCCGGAAAUUUGAUGGCAAAGACUGCGACUUCUGCAGUGAUGGCUGCAAGAUGCUAUUUCAACUUGAGCUGGAAAAGAAGUGGGGCAAACACUGCGGCUGGUGUGCUUACUGCGUCUCCUUUUCUAAGGCAGUGGUGACAGCAAAGUAUGAAGGCGCUCACAAGGACUUCUGCUCUGAAGACUGCAGCUCAAACUACAAAAGGCUUCUCUUCCAUGCUGCCAAGUGUGACACCUGCGGCCGCAUCAGUAAACUGGGGCAGAGUCUUCCCAUGCUGGGAGAGGUUAAACGCUUCUGUGACCUGAGAUGUCUCUUACAUUUCUGCAAUAAAAAGGUCCAGCUGGUCAACACAGUUUCUACACCGCCCAGAUCUUCAGGCACAGUGGAGUCCUUCCCCGUCAUCGCUAACGUUAUCUCACUUGCUAGCACUUUGGCGAAACAGUCCAGUACCUCUGCCAGCUCUGCACAGCAUGGUCAACACACACAGACAUUAUUCCCUGUCUCUGACAUUCAAACAAAGGUUGUUGGACACGCCAGUGUCCAAACAGUCCCCAAGGAGCUGAAGAACAAGUCCAUGCUCUGCACACCGUUGGUCCACAACAAGGGAGUCUCCUGUACCACACAGACUGUCGACUCAGAGGCACAGACAGAGAACUUUGUACCAAAAGUCAUAGUCCUGCCUGUCCCAGUGCCGGUGUACAUUCCUCUGCCUAUGAACAUGUACAGUCAGUACACACCAGUGCCUUUGGGCCUGCCUUUACCGCUUCCUGUGCCCGUGUUUCUUCCUGACCCAACUGUAAAAUCCAUGAAAGAGAUGAUCCACCCCGACCCGCUGGAAGGAGAGCUCAACUUCAAGUUUGAGCGGAAGAAAGUGCAAGAUGAGAAGAAACAGAGAGAGCACAUAGUGAAGACAAAAGAGGGACGAAGACAAAAAGUUCAUGCUCCAAAGGAGCACAGCAGCAACGAUAGGGAUGAUUUGGAUUCAGAUCAUCAGGCCACUUUCAACAACCAGAAAGACUUGUCCUCUGACAGCAGCUUUGAGUCGCUCAGUCAACCAAACACCCAGAAAAAAACACCUCGAUUUUUAGAGGCGGGCAUGCACAGUGAGUCUCAACCUGAGCUCCCACCUCCUGCUCUGGAGAUGAGGGGGGAUCCCCAGGGCUCACCGAGCGCUGAGACGCCCCCGAUGCUAUUACAACAAACUGGGGGGAAAGUCCACAACAAGAACAAGGGUCGUAAACUGCACCAGUCGCCCAGAGCAGCUAAAGAGGAGGUCAUAUCUAGGAAGUACCAAAACAUGACGAGUCAAUGUGGAAUCGCCGCCUGGAAGAGAUGGAUACAGUGGAGGAAAUCACAAACCAACCUGGACCUUGUUUCUAAUCACGUUGGGACCUUAAACGAGGAAGUUCUUUGCUGCUCUGCGUCCGAGCUGAGCGACAGCCUCUGUUGUUUCAUUGCUGAGGUGAAGCGACCUGAUGGAGAGCCGUAUUCCCCUGACCGUGUGUUCUUCCUCUGUCUCAGCAUACAACAGUACCUGUUCGAGAAUGGGCGUAUGGAGAACAUAUUCAGCGAUCUCAUCUACGACAAGUUCUCCACAAAGUUUAACAAGAUCCUGAAAGGUUUCAAACCUUCAAUAUCAGCCAGUGGUUAUAUCCAUUCCCGUGUAGAGGAGGAGUUUCUCUGGGACUGUAAACAGUUGGGGGCGUACUCCCCCAUCGUCCUCCUCAACACUCUCCUUUUCUUCUGCUGCAAGUACUUUGGCUUUACCACGGUGGAGCAGCACCGCCAGCUGUCCUUUGCUCACGUCAUGCGUUGCACCAAAACCAACCAGAACAACACCAAGACCACCUUCCUGCGCUUCUACCCGCCAACAUCCAUAAAGAAGGCAAAGCCAGAUGCAGACGGCAUACCAGCUAAGAAGCGCAAGAAAAAUGAGAGUAGAGAGGAAAUCCAGGAGUUGAUGGAGAACACUGAGAACCCUCUCCGCUGUCCAGUCAGACUCUACGAGUUCUACCUCUCCAAGUGCUCAGAGUCGCUGACGCAGCGCACCGACUUGUUCUACCUUUCUCCAGAUGGCCAUUGUGUUCCCACCAGCCCUCUGUGGUUCUCCUCCACCCCUUUGGAUGACCGCACCAUGGAGGCCAUGCUUGUACGAAUCCUCGCCGUCCGAGAGCUUUGUGGGGAAGAGAGGAGAGGUGUGGACCAGCAGAUGUCAGAUGACACAUGGUUCAUACCUGACGAGGAGGAUUUGGAAUGAUGAAGGGCACUUGGAGCACUUAUUCCCUUUUGGUUUUAAGUUUUUGGAGAUCUGUGUUUAAAUUUGGGCAUUUGCGAUUGUACAAAAACAAAUACAUUCCAUCAGACAGAAACUUUACAACCAGCUUGGCUGCAAGCUCCCUUCAUUUCAACAGUUACAAGGACGUUUUACUGGGAGAAUUCAGCAAAGAGAGCAACAACAUAUACAAUCUUAGCCUCAGCACGUCUGCCAACUCUUUCCUGUAUCAUUACUUGCUCUACAACAUUAUCACCAACCUUCAAAUUCUGAGCCAGCCGCUAAUGUCUUUUAACUAUAAAAGAGAAAAGAAGAAAAAGUUUAUGUUAACUGCUGAUUUAUACUGUUCGCCAACUCCUUCUGUUUGUGUCUCUGGAGUCAGUUGAAUGUUGCUGUCAGCUGUGACUCGGGAUUUAGUUCUUUUUUUAUUUUUAAUAAAUACAUAUUUUGAAAAGUAA